Messenger RNA from Stegostoma tigrinum, 2316 nucleotides. RefSeq names its product mitochondrial adenyl nucleotide antiporter SLC25A24-like. Lineage: Eukaryota; Metazoa; Chordata; Chondrichthyes; Orectolobiformes; Stegostomatidae. Gene Ontology annotation, molecular function: calcium ion binding; ATP transmembrane transporter activity. The transcript has 10 exons. The coding region runs from base 292 to 1737 and encodes 481 amino acids. The record is from RefSeq and is a predicted model, not a curated record. Gene Ontology annotation, cellular component: mitochondrial inner membrane. Gene Ontology annotation, biological process: transmembrane transport.
UUAACUAUACACACGCAGCUUUCUCCCGUGGUCACUGCUACUAACUGGAGCUGAUAAAUGUUUGGUGGAUUCAGUGGAGGAGGGAGGGAUGUGAACAUUUAUCAGAUUGAUUUGUUUCGCUCUGAGGCGGAUAGUGGUGACAGCUUUCUGAUCAUGUCUAUCAGGUUCAGAGAGACCUGCGACUCCUCUCUGCUGGCUUACGCUUCAUGUGAAACCUCAAAGCUUCCUUCCUAAUGCAGAUUGUGUCCCAGCUUUCACCAGCGAGUCUGUAGCCAGCUGUAGUACGUCGAAAUGAGGAAACCUUUCUGGCGGUGGAUUGGAACAUCCACAGAAGGUGGCAGAGAGGAGGAACAAGACAAGGAAAGGGAGAAGAAAUGGGCUGAGUUGUUUCAGCAAUUUGAUACCAAUAAGGAUGGGCGUGUGGACGUGACUGAACUGGGAGAAGGACUUCGAUCAAUGGGGCUUUUAACACAAGCUGACACCGAGAAGGAAAUCAUGCGAGCAGGCGAUACCAAUCAUGAUGGUCAGCUCGACCUCAGAGAGUUCAUCGAGUAUCUGAGGCAACAUGAGAAAACACUCAAGCUGAUGUUUAGGAGCUUGGACCGGAACAAUGAUGGUCAGAUCGAUGCCUCUGAGAUUCAGCAAACUCUCUCAUCCCUUGGUAUCUCGAUCACACUGAAACAAGCGGAGAUGAUUUUGCGGAGCAUGGAUAAAGAUGGGACAAUCACUGUAGACUGGAAUGAAUUUCGAGACCAUUUCAUCUUCAAUCCAUUGACCAAUAUAGAGCAGAUUGUUGAACACUGGAAACAUUCAACGUUCAUGGACAUUGGGGAGUCUCUGACCAUUGUGGAUGAGUUCUCGGAGACCGAGAGGAAGACUGGGUCAUGGUGGAGACAGCUCCUGGCAGGAGCUAUGGCAGGCGCAGUGUCACGCACCUGCACUGCACCCCUGGAUCGACUUAAAAUCUACAUGCAGGUCUUUGCAGCCAAGCAGAAGUUAAACAUGGCCGGUGUCUGGAUGAUGAUGGUGAGAGAAGGAGGUUUCUUAUCUCUGUGGCGAGGAAAUGGAGUUAAUGUCCUGAAAAUCACUCCAGAGACAGGCAUUAAGUUCAUGGCUUAUGAACAGUAUAAAAAGUUAUUUCUGACCUCACACUCCACACUCGAAGUACACGAACGCUUUGUGGCAGGUUCAUUUGCUGGUGUCACUAGCCAGACCCUGAUCUAUCCGAUGGAGGUGCUGAAGACCAGAAUGGGUCUUGGGAAGAGUGGCCAAUAUAUGGGCAUCUUUCACUGUGCCCAGAAGAUGCUCAGGACAGAAGGCCCACGUGCAUUUUUCAAAGGAUAUGUCCCGAAUGUUAUUGGAAUCAUUCCUUAUGCUGGGAUUGACCUUGCUGUCUAUGAGACUGUGAAAAACCAAUACUUACAAACAUAUGGCCAUUCCAGUACUGAUCCUGGAGUCUUUGUGUUGCUUGGCUGUGGCACCAUCUCCAGUACUUGUGGUCAACUAGCAAGCUACCCACUAGCACUCGUACGGACAAGGAUGCAAGCUCAAGCUGUCAUCAAAAACGAGCCCCAGCUCAGCAUGAUCCAGCAGUUUGCCCGGAUAGUGCAAGGAGAAGGCUGGUCUGGCCUGUACCGAGGAAUUACCCCCAACUUCAUGAAGGUGAUCCCUGCUGUGAGCAUCAGCUACGUUGUCUAUGAACAUAUGAAAUUCUUCCUGGGUGUUACCUCAAAGUAAUGGGGUGCCAAGACCUGCAUUUGAUGAACAAUUCUUUGGUGUUUCGUUCCUGUGUUCUCUCCAAGCAAAAAGAACUCCAGAAAAUUACAGCAUGCCAGAAAAACUGAAAACAAAAGUCUUCUCUGAACGCAACAGUUACCUCCAAUCUUAAAUCCUUAUUUUUUGUCCGACUGUGCCAUUUGCCAGUCACCAAAAUCUCACUGUAUUGCUCUCGGGGCAGCUUCCCUGUGCAUUGUUGCCUUCAAUCAGGUAAGGGAGACAGUCUUCAGCCUGCUUGAAGAUCAUAUUUUAGGACUUGGAGUUGAUCCAUAAUUUCAACUUCACUUGAGGUGCACUUUUCAACAAGAAAUACUGGGUCAGUGAAGAGCAAUCCCCACUGAGAUUGAUGGGUCAAGUGUAGAUCAGCAAUGGCAUUCAGAGUCUCCUUGUUCAAGUGCUGCUUUCAGGAUGUCUUUAAAUGGUGAAUGAUUUCUCAUGCUAUGUGCUGCCAAUACAGCUGGUAAGCUGGUCAUGCAUGAGAAUUUUACUGCGGAAUGUGAUGUCAGAACACUGUAUGUACAUAGUUAUAGUUUUACUAAU